Messenger RNA from Mya arenaria, 1332 nucleotides. Its product is annotated as actin, cytoplasmic-like. Bases 67 to 1200 code for a protein of 377 amino acids. NCBI's taxonomy places the organism in Eukaryota, Metazoa, Mollusca, Bivalvia, Myida, Myidae. The transcript is spliced from 2 exons. The record is from RefSeq and is a predicted model, not a curated record.
CGUUCACUUGCUUUAAGGUACGUCUCAAGUAAGGUUGUAGUCAGUUUUAUAAUUCAUUAAAUAACAAUGGCUGAUGAAGGUGAUGUUGCUGCUCUGGUAGUGGACAAUGGUUCCGGAAUGUGCAAGGCGGGCUUCGCCGGAGACGACGCGCCCAGGGCCGUCUUCCCCUCCAUCGUCGGCAGACCCAGGCAUCAGGGUGUGAUGGUUGGCAUGGGACAAAAAGACAGCUAUGUGGGAGACGAGGCCCAGAGCAAGAGAGGUAUCCUCACCCUCAAGUACCCCAUUGAGCACGGCAUUGUCACCAACUGGGACGACAUGGAGAAGAUCUGGCAUCACACUUUCUACAACGAGCUCCGUGUUGCCCCCGAGGAACACCCCGUUCUGCUCACCGAGGCCCCCCUCAACCCCAAGGCCAACAGGGAAAAGAUGACCCAGAUCAUGUUUGAGACCUUCAACACACCCGCCAUGUACGUGGCCAUCCAGGCUGUACUCUCCCUGUACGCUUCCGGCCGUACCACCGGUAUUGUGAUGGACUCCGGUGACGGUGUGUCCCACACUGUCCCCAUCUACGAGGGUUACGCCCUGCCCCACGCCAUCCUCCGUCUUGAUCUGGCAGGCAGAGAUCUUACCGACUACCUGAUGAAGAUCCUCACAGAGCGCGGCUAUUCUUUCACCACCACAGCCGAGCGUGAAAUCGUCAGAGACAUUAAGGAAAAGCUUUGUUACGUCGCCCUGGACUUUGAACAGGAAAUGCAAACAGCCGCCUCCUCUAGUUCGCUCGAGAAGAGCUACGAGCUCCCCGACGGCCAGGUAAUCACCAUUGGCAAUGAGCGUUUCCGUUGCCCUGAGGCCAUGUUCCAGCCAUCAUUCCUCGGUAUGGAAUCCGCCGGCAUCCAUGAAACUACAUACAACAGUAUCAUGAAGUGCGACGUCGACAUCCGUAAGGAUCUGUAUGCAAACACCGUUUUGUCUGGUGGUUCAACAAUGUUCCCCGGUAUUGCAGACAGGAUGCAGAAGGAAAUAACCGCGCUUGCCCCACCCACCAUGAAGAUCAAGAUCAUCGCUCCCCCAGAGCGGAAGUACUCCGUCUGGAUCGGCGGCUCCAUCCUGGCGUCCCUAUCCACCUUCCAGCAGAUGUGGAUCAGCAAGCAGGAAUACGACGAGUCCGGCCCAUCCAUCGUCCACAGGAAAUGCUUCUAAGAUAUUACAGUGUUAGGUUAUUGACUUGAAAUUUGCUUGUGAUCGUACCUUGAUGUAGCCUUUCUGUGCAAUUGUUAUUUUUAACACGUAUUUCUCUACUUUUUAUAUAAAAAAAUAAACACAAAAACGUUA